AUGUCUCUAAUACCAUACCACCCCCAAGAGGGUCGCGAGAUCGUUCUACGCCACCGGAAUGCCAUUGUCGUUCGCGAUCCCGCCUCCCAAAGACUCGCCAUCCGAAGCGUCACCGAAUGCCCGACCUGCCACCAGCCAUUGCGCCCAUCGUCCCCAGACCGCCAUGGUUUCGAGGCAUCCUCGCAGCAGGACUCAUACGUUGAUCCAGGCUAUUUUCGCAUGUUGCGUGCUGGGCACGGCGAACCAGAAGCCAGCGAACCCCCGUCUAGUCCCAUUCGACGCCUGAUCCGUCCUGUUCUGCCACAAGCUCAGCCGGCCGCUUUUGAAGAAGUUGACGAUGCCGAGUUCGUAUCCAGCACCCCCCGUGUGCAGCAAGGUAGCCGCAUUCGCCGGGAGGCUUUCAGUCCGAACUAUUUCAAUACAUUCUUCGUCGAGGAGCGGGAGCUAGGACGUGGCGGCAAGGGAGUCGUGCUGCUGGUCCGCCACGAGAUUGAUGGUUGCCAUCUGGGACACUUUGCAUGCAAGCGCGUGCCGGUCGGAGACGACCAUGCUUGGCUAGAGAAAGUUCUCAUCGAGGUCGAGCUCUUGGCGAAGCUCUCUCAUCCCAAUCUCGUGUCCUACCGACACGUCUGGCUCGAAGAUGUCAAGCUUAUUCGGUUCGGACCCAGCGUUGCCUGUGCCUUUAUCCUGCAGCAGUACUGCAACGGCGGCGAUCUUCUCAACUACAUCAACGGAGACCAACCGAAGCAGACCACGAAGGAAGAGCUCAAAGCGCGCCUGCGGAGGAGGUCCAAGGGCCAGUCUGAGCGAGCUCCAGUCUCACAACGGCAUCUCUCUUUUGAGGAGAUUUAUUCCCUGUUCAGGGAUGUGACGUCCGGUCUUUCAUAUCUCCACGCGGCCAACUACAUCCACCGCGACCUCAAGCCGAGCAAUUGUCUCUUACAUAGGGAGGGAGGCAAUCUGAUCUGUCUGAUCAGCGAUUUCGGAGAGGUUCAGCCCGGAGGACAAGUGCGGAAUUCCACGGGCUCCACCGGCACCAUCUCCUAUUGCGCACCCGAAGUCCUGAAGAAGGACCAUGCAACGGGCUUCUACGGCAACUUCACCACUAAAUCCGAUAUCUUCUCCCUCGGCAUGAUUCUGUACUUUAUGUGUUUUGGCCGCCUACCCUAUCAGAACGCCAAUACAAUCAACGAGGAGCUGGAGGACAUUGAUGAACUGCGUGCCGAAAUAACCGAUUGGCAGGGCUUCCAGGAUGAACGGAGAGAACGUCCUGAUCUACCACCGAAGCUUUACCAGCUCCUCAAGAGGCUUCUCGCCCUGGACCCCGUACAACGACCCAGCGCCAACGAAGUUCUUGCUGCCAUGAAGGGAGAGACAAUAUUGGAUGGCAUCCCCCCUGGACGUAGUGCAAGCCCUUCUAUGGGCCUGCCUGGCCGUAGGGUUCAGAACCUUGAUUCCCCGAUGCCACCAAACACCCCGGUCCCAGAUCCACAAAAGUCGCAGUCCUUCGACAGAUCCACACGCCGACCCAGUGUUCUCGCGUCCAUCGAAACAAGCGACGUUGUUCAACCUCGCCCUAGGCUGCAGAACGGAUUCCGCCGUGAUAGUACCAGCCCUUCAAGGCAACGUGCUCAACCGAUAGUCUCUUCACCCUCACGAGAGGAUUUCCCCCCCAUAACACCAGAACCUACCUCAUCCGAGGGAACUGCCUCAAGAAGACCGUCCAUAUCCGCCAUACCUCCUCUGCUAAUGGCACCCCCAACAACAUGGAGGGGCGACAUUCAACACAAGCUCGUGCUUGCUGGGCAUUACGGUUCUCAACUGGCCGGCCUUAGUGAGGCGUCGGCGCCUCUUCUUCUUCGCCUGGGAAUUUUCUUCGGCAAGCUGGCCACCCUCGCCCGACCCUGCUGGCCCUACAUGUUCAACCCCUGGAUCGGCGCCUCCCUCAUCGCCCUGGCCGCGCUAGACCUAGGCAUCCUCGACGCCCGAAGCAGACGCGGCAGCAUGCAUACUCGGGCCGGCUGGAUCGGUCAGCGCCGAAACAAUGUUGGCAGCCUGGGCACGCGCGAGGUCCGCACCAGUGCCCUCCUGCUGUUGUUGCAUUUUGCCGUUCUUUGGACGGCGCAACGAUGGGCGCCGCUCUGCGCGAUGGUCCCGCAACCGUGGCAUGAGUUGCCGGCGACAGUGUGA
Messenger RNA from Verticillium nonalfalfae, 2190 nucleotides. RefSeq names its product putative serine/threonine-protein kinase iks1 (gene IKS1). Gene Ontology annotation, molecular function: protein kinase activity; ATP binding. The transcript is spliced from 4 exons. The coding region runs from base 1 to 2190 and encodes 729 amino acids. NCBI's taxonomy places the organism in Eukaryota, Fungi, Ascomycota, Sordariomycetes, Glomerellales, Plectosphaerellaceae. The record is from RefSeq and is a predicted model, not a curated record. Gene Ontology annotation, biological process: protein phosphorylation.